Impatiens glandulifera is the source of this 7556-nucleotide messenger RNA. RefSeq names its product mediator of RNA polymerase II transcription subunit 12. Gene Ontology annotation, molecular function: transcription coregulator activity. Lineage: Eukaryota; Viridiplantae; Streptophyta; Magnoliopsida; Ericales; Balsaminaceae. The record is from RefSeq and is a predicted model, not a curated record. The transcript has 13 exons. Gene Ontology annotation, biological process: regulation of transcription by RNA polymerase II. Bases 449 to 7171 code for a protein of 2240 amino acids. Gene Ontology annotation, cellular component: mediator complex.
UCGGUCCGCUCCAUUCCCAAGCGGAAGCAACACAGAGGCAUCAUCGUCAUCUCAGCAAAGGAGUCAAAGUUCUCUCGCAAAGAGCCUCCGCCUUCUCUCUUUCUCUCUCUCUCUCUAAAACUCGAUUCUUUCCUUCUAUCUAUCUAUCUAUCUUGAUAGCUGGGCAUCUAUUUAAUUCAAUCGCUCUCUCUUGCAAUCUAAUAAUCUCUCGAAUAUACUCCAAUCCCCCUUUGAAAUCUCAAAUCGUCCGCGGGAAUUUUCUGGACGCAGUUCGUGGCCUUUUGUUCCCGUUCACCCAAAACCCUAGUUGCCCCUUUGACACAGGAAACUCGUGUUUAUUUCCCAGUUCGUCAACGGGAACUUCAGUUUUAAGAAUUUAAUCUUCGUAAGGCGUUAUCGGGAAAGGUGUGAAAUGCUGGAGUCAUUAUGCAGAUAAUAGUCUGGAGACAUGCAAAGGUAUCAUGCUACAGUCAGUAAUACUGCCAUUGGGGCACCAGUCAGGGAUACAUCUCGUUCCGAUUCACCUUUGUUGACAGCUAACUUUCCUGUUAACCAAAGGCGCCCACCUCAACCAGUAUCAUAUAAAUUGAAGUGUGACAAAGAGGCGUUAAAUUCCAGACAUGGGCCACCUGAUUUCAAUCCUCAGACUCCAAAUUGUCCCGAGGAGACAAUAACAAGGGAAUAUCUGCAGUCUGGAUACAGAGAGGCUGUUGAGGGACUUGAGGAAAAUAGAGAGAUCAGUCUAACACAGAUCCAUGCUUUCAGUAAGCCAGUUAUCCUAAAGUGCAAAGAGGCAAUAAGAAAAUGUCAUAGAGCUAUUAAUGAAUCUCGUGCUCAAAAGCGCAAGGCUGGUCAAGUUUAUGGUGUGCCUCUUUCUGGUUCGCUACUGAGCAAGCCUGGGAUCUUCCCUGAUCAAAGAGCUUGUGGAGAAGAGUUCCGAAAGAAAUGGAUUGAGGGCUUAUCUCAACCCCAUAAAAGAUUGCGUUUGUUGGCUGAUCAUAUUCCUCAUGGGUUUAGAAAGAGGUCUCUAUUUGAAGUUCUUAUAAGGAACAAUGUUCCAUUACAAAAAGCAACUUGGUUUAUAAAAGUAACUUACCUAAAUCAGGUUCGACCUGUAUCUAGUUCAAGUUCAGGAGUGCCAGACAGGACACAGGUUACCCGUUCAGAACAGUGGACUAAAGAUCUUAUUGAGUAUUUACAGUUCCUCCUGGAUGACAUCUUGAGAAGUUCUCAUUCUGGUGCACCAGUUAGGGACAGGUCAUUGCAUUCGGCUUAUAGUGGAAAACUGCAGCAAAAGAAUGAGCCGGUAUCAGCAAUUCUUGAUGGAGAGGAGCCUUCUCUACAUUUUAAGUGGUGGUACAUGGUGCGGAUUAUACAAUGGCAUUUUGCAGAAGGAAUGCUUCUUCCUUCAUUCAUCAUUGAUUGGGUUCUCAAUCAACUACAGGAAAAGGAAUUACUUGGGACAUUGCAGCUGGUUCUACCUAUCCUCUAUGGUGUCUUAGAAAUUUUAGUAUUAUCACAGACUUAUGUACGCACAUUGGUGGGAUUGGCUGUUCGUUUUAUACAGGAGCCUUCAUCUGGAGGUUCAUAUCUAGUAGAUAAUUCGCGUAGGGCUUAUGCUGCAUCUUCCUUAGUUGAGAUGCUUCGCUACAUGAUACUUGCUGUUCCCGACUCUUUUGUGGGUUUGGAUUGCUUUCCUCUGCCACUUAGUGUAGUAUCACAUUUGGUAAAUGAUGGAAAUUUCUUGCUUAAGGUGGACAGUGCUGGAAAAUCAAACGGUGGUUCUGUUGGAUCUCUGUCUAAGGACAAGGGCAUCACAGCUCAGUGCUUAUCCAUUGAUCGUGUGGUGGCAUCAAUUAAGAAGCGGACAGAUAAUCUUGCUAUGGCUGCAAGACCUGGCUAUCCUGGUCGCAAUGCUGCUAGAACUAUGCUGGAGCUGGAUACAUCUGUUACUCAGGGAGACCUUAGAUUGGCUUUUAGCUGUCUAUUUGGAGAGCUUAGUGAUGGGGUUGCUGAUGAAGGUUGGACUGCAGAAAUUAGCCCCUGUUUAAGGUCAUCUUUGAAGUGGAUGGGAACAGUGAGCUCAUCAUUUGUUGCCUCUGUAUUUUUCCUUUGUGAGUGGGCAACUUGUGAUUUUAGGGAUUUUCGCACUGCUCUUCCUCGAGGACAAAAAUUUUCUGGUCGAAAGGAUUUUUGUCAAAUAUAUGUUGCGGUAAGACUUCUAAAACUGAAGCUGCAAGAGCUGCAAAAUUCCUACAAAUUUGAAACUGCCAAUGAUCCUCGAGCUAAAGGAUCUGGUUCUUCCAGGUCCUUUAAGGGUUACGACUCUAGGCGUCGAAAAAACCUAAGAAGUUUGCAUGGAAGGUGCAUGCAUUUGUCGGAUAUGCUUGAAAGCCCAGGCGAACUGCAUGAUACAAUUGUUUGCUGGAUAGAUCAACAUGAUAAACAAAAUGAAGAAGGUACCAAGCGCCUUGAACUCCUUAUCAUUGAGCUCACUCGAGUUGGUAUUUUUUACCCUCAGGCGUAUGUGAGACAGCUGAUUGUUAGUGGGAUUUAUAGUGGGAAUGGAUUAAAUAUUGACACUGAUAGACAGAGCAAACAUUACAAGAUUUUGAAGCAGUUGCCAACGGCCUAUGUGCAAGAUGCUUUAGAAGAGGCACAAGUUGCUGACAGUUCUGUACUUCUGAAGGCCAUGAAAGUCUACACCAAUGAACGGCGUCUUGUGCUUAAAGGGCUUUUCGGUAGGCACCAAGAUGGACAAGUCACAAAUGGUUUGUCUCUGAAACAGAACAGUAAUUCAACUUCUAGAGGAGAUGUUCAUAUUUCCACUUCUGAUCAGCGGAUAACAAUUCAGUCGUCAUUUAAAUCAUCUAGCAAAAAAUUUGGAAGAGUUGCUGACCUUGAAGGUAUAAAGGCUUCUAUCUCAUUGUUGUUACAGUUUCCAAAUUCCUCUCCUGCAUUAACCGAAGUUGGGAGUGAUCUGCUUCAAAGUAGUGUCCAGACGACUCUUGUUCCAGAUAACUGCAAGGUAGACCUUGGGGAGGGAACUCCAGGAUGUGAAGAGUGUAGACGGGUCAAGAGGCAAAACUUGAGUGAUGAAAGGAACUCAUACCUUCCAGGCCAUUCACCAAACCAAUCAGAUGAUGAAGAACUGUGGUGGGUGAGGAAGGGAACAAAAGCGUUGGAGUCAAUUAAGAUUGACCAACCUCUCAAGCCAGCCAAACAAACUUCAAAGGGUAGGCAAAAGUUUGUGCGUAAAAAAAGUCUGUCUCAGUUAGCAGCAGGUAGGAUUGAAGGUAGCUUAGGAGCUUCCACAAGCCAUGUCUGUGAUAGUCGGGUUAAUUGCUCUCAUCAUACAACAGGUUCUGAUGGAGAAGCUUGUAAAGCAAUGGAGGUGGUAAGAACCAGCAAUUAUGCAGACACCAUUUCAAUAGGGAAAGCCCUAAAGAAGUUGAGAUCUGUAGACAAGAAGGUUAUUAUAGUAUGGUUGCUAUCUCUGGUUAAGAAGCUCAUUGAAGAGAACGAAGAAGUUGUUGGCAAGGCUGGGCAGUAUUCAAGAACUGCUAUGGAUGAGAAUAGCUCUGUGCAAUGGAAGCUGGGUGAAGAUGAGCUAACAACUAUAUUGUAUAUCAUGGAUAUCUCGGAUGACCUAGUUUCAGCUGUUAGAUUUCUUCUGUGGUUAUUGCCAAAGGUUCUAAGUACGCCAAACUCGUCUAUUUAUGGUGGAAGGAGUAUUCUUAUGCUGCCCAGGAAUGCUGGAAACCAUGUCUGUGAUGUGGGAGAGGCUUAUCUUGUGUCAUCCAUUAGGAGGUAUGAAAAUACAGUUAUUGCAGCUGAUCUCAUUGCAGAAACUUUAUCUUCCACAAUGCAACGAGUGGCUGUAGUUGUUUCCACCAAUGGGAAGACUGCUGGUUCAGCUUCCUUGGCGUAUGCUAGAUACCUUCUGAAGAAAUAUAGCAACAUUAAUAGUGUUGUUGAAUGGGAGAAGAGCUUCAAGGCUACAUGUGAUAAAAGACUCAUUCCAGAGCUUGAAUUUGGAAGAUCAUCUGAUGCAGAAUUUGGAUUUCCACUUGGAGUCCCAGCUGGAGUCGAAGAUCUUGAUGAUUUUUUCCGCCAAAAGAUUUCUGGUGCCCGUUUGUCCAGACUGGGCAUGAACAUGAGAGAGAUUGUGCAAAGACAUAUUGAAGAGGCAUUACAAUUGAUGUUUGGCAGGGAUAAAAAAAUAUUUGCAGGAGGGGGUACAAUGAAAGGCCCCAUCCCAGAAAAAUUCGAUGACGGUUAUCGUGUGGCACAACAAAUAGUAAUCGGAUUAAUGGACUGCAUACGGCAAACUGGUGGAGCUGCUCAAGAGGGCGACCCUUCUUUAGUAUCAUCUGCAAUUUCCGCAAUUAUUAACAGUAUUGGAACUGUGAUGGGAAAAAUGUCUGAUUUAACUGGUGUUAGCCAUCCGAAUUUUUCAUCAAGCAACGCUUCAUUAAAUUUUGCUCGUCAACUCUUGAAGAUUCACAUCACUUGCCUAUGCCUGCUCAAGGAAGCUUUGGGCGAACGUCAGAGCCGUGUCUUCGAAAUAGCUCUUGCAGUAGAGUCUUCUUCCGUUCUUGCUCAGGCUUUUGCUCCUGGAAAACUUUCCCGCGGUCAAUAUCAGCUUUCACCUGAUGCUCAUGAUUCAAACGCAUCUGAAAUCUUGAGCGGUUCCACAAAACCUGUCCUUGGAAGGGCUGGAAAAGUGUCGGCUGCUGUAUCUUCUUUGGUCCUUGGAGCAAUUCUUCAGGGUGUUGCUAGCCUUGAGAGAAUGGUGUCUGUCUUCAGAUUGAAGGAAGGUUUAGAUGUAAUUCAAUAUGUUAGGGGUCCAAGAUCCAGUUCAAAUGGAGGAAAUGCCCGAUCUAACCCUUCUCUCAAGACUGAUAACAUUGCUGAGGCCUGUGUACAUUGGUUCAGGGUUCUACUUGGGAACUGCAGAGCUGUCUGUGACGGUUUAGUUGUUGAACUUCUUGGCGGACCAUCUAUUGUUGCCCUAUCGAGGAUGCAAAGAACACUUCCCAUCAUUUUGGUGUUUCCACCUGCUUAUUCGCUAUUUGCUUUUGUGAUAUGGAGGCAAUUUAUAUUUAAUGCUGGCAACAUGAAUCGUGAAGAUGCUCAUCAAUUCUUUCAGUCAGCAACUUUGGCUAUAAGUGAUGCUGUAAAUCACCUCCCUUUCCGCGACAUCUGUAUGCGAGAUACUCGAGGUCUUUACGAUCUAAUGGUUGCGGAUUCUGCCGACUCGGAGUUUGCUGCCAUUUUAGAAUUGAACAAUCCAGACGUUCGUUCGAAGGCAGUGGCUUUUGUUCCUCUUAGAGGGAGGCUUUUUCUGAAUUCCAUCAUUGAUUGCAAGCUUCCGAAGUCUGUGCUUACAAGAGAAGAUGGAAAUCGUGUUAUUAGAAAUGCAGAAGAUGAGCCAAAGAUUUUGGAUAAACUGGUGCAUAUUCUAGAUACAUUGCAACCUGCAAAGUUUCACUGGCAAUGGGUUGAGCUCAGGCUUCUCCUUAAUGAGCAAGCACUUACUGAGAAACUCGAAUCUCAUGACGCCUCUUUGCCAGAUGCCAUCCGAUCCAUCUACCGAAAUUCUGAAAAAGCAAGUGUAUCAGAAAACGAGAGUAAUUUUGUUGAGAUUAUUCUUACAAGAUUGCUUGUGAGGCCUGAUGCAGCCCCACUCUUCUCUGAAGUGGUACGGCUAUUUGGAAGUUCUCUUGAGGAUUCGGUAUUACUACAAGCUAAAUGGUUCCUUGGAGGUCAAGAUGUGCUGUUUGGAAGGAAAUCCAUUAGACAACGUCUGAUUAACAUAGCUGAGAGUAAAGGGUUGUCGACAAAAGCUCAGUAUAGAAAGCCAUGGGGUUGGUUUGAACCAAGGACUUCUCUUGUGAAAAGCAAGGGGAAGAAGCGAAAAUUUGAAGGCAGUGUUCUUGAGGAAGGAGAAGUAGUUGAAGAAGGGAUUGAUACAAGGAUGGUUGGAAUUGGGAAUUCCUCACAUGUGCCAGAUGUUGACAGUUUUAACGCUUGUCAGCAGCUUGUGACAGAGAGAUCUCUAGUUGAGUUAGUUCUACCUUGUAUUGAUCAUAGCUCUGAGGAAUCGCGUACCACAUUUGCCAGCGAUUUGAUCAAGCAGUUGAAUAAUAUUGAGGUACAGAUAAAUACGAUUACUCGUGGAGCUAGUAAGCAGUCUGGAACAGUUAUUUCAGGAACGGAAGGUUCUGGAAGCAAAAGCAGCAGUCGGAAAGGCAUACGAGGUAGCAGUCCUGGAUUGGCAAGACGAGCAACACCUUCUGCUGAUAUUGCAAUUCCUUCCCCUUCAGCAUUACGAGCUUCCAUGUCAUUGCGUUUGCAGUUCCUCCUCAGAUUGCUCCCUAUUAUCUGCUCUGACAGGGAUCCAUCAGUUCGUAACAUGAGAACUAUGCUCGUUUCUGUAAUACUUCGUCUUCUUGGAAGUAGAGUAGUUCAUGAGGAUGCCAACCAUUCAUGUUAUCCGGCUACUAAAAGGGAACUAGAGAUAUCUUUGGAGGCAUCUGCUGCUUAUAUUGUGGAUUUAUCUGGUGAAUGCCUAUUUGACCGCCUUUUACUGGUGCUUCAUGGAUUGUUAAGCAGCAGCUUCCCAAGCUGGUUGAAGCCAAAGCCUGGUGUCAAGUUGGCUAUUGAAUCCGGGAAGGACUUCUCCGUGUUUGAUCGUGAUGUGGUGGAGACUUUGCAGAAUGAUUUGGAUCGUAUGAUACUUCCAGAUAGAAUUCGGUGGCGAAUCCAGUCAGCUAUGCCAAUACUGGAUCCUUCUUUUCGGUUUGCAAUUUCUUGUCAACCACCAUUUGUACCCAGCACUGCUCUUGCUGCACUUCAACCUAGCAUAUUAGUAUCUGGUUCCUUUCCUCAGAGGAAUUCAGCUUCUUUGGGGGGACGGACAUCAUCACCUAACUUGUCGGGAAAGAACAAGUUGGCACCACAACCAGAGCAGGAAAUGCAAGAAAUGGAAAUAGACCCUUGGACCCUUCUUGAAGACGGUGCUGGUUCAGGUCCUUCGUCUGGAAAUGCUGCCGCAAUUGCAAGCAGCGAUAAUGCAGAUUUGAAAGCGUCCAGUUGGCUUAAGGGCUCUGUCAGGAUGAGGAGAACGGAUCUAACCUAUAUUGGUGCUGUGGAUGACGAUAGCUGAUGAAUUACAACGUUUCUAACUGUUCUUUAUUCGUAAAGUAGCUCCGAAAAUUGAGAUGUUCAAGGGAAGGCUGUGGCUCGGGAAUCUUCUCAUUGUCUCAACUAACCAACCACCACCACCUUUUGUAUUUUACCUUCUCCCUUUUGUGGUUUCUGGUUAUGGAUAGAGAAGUGUGGUGGAGGCUUUGUUGUAUAUAUAGAGAUUUGAUUAUUUUCAAUUGAGCCCCAAUUAAAAAAGAAUUAGCAUUUGGGGGUGAGCUUUAGUUUGUUUUUUAGGCUCACCCUUUUGUUAUAUCCAUCUUGUUCACAGUUAAGAUGAUGAUUAUUAAAUGCUGUCGAUGAAUAGUUUGGGAUAUUACAACAAUGUUUAUUGUGACUUUAUCACA